UGUUAUAACACCGCGAGAUUUGAGCUGCUGUAUAUAUUUCCAAGCGAUUCUUCUCAUUCUUUGCAAUCCUCCUCUCAAGCUGCCGCCGUGGGACCGAAGCAGAGGCAAAGUGAAGAUGGCUGCAGGUAAAGCACGCAUCGGGCAUCUGGCCCCUGACUUCACGGCCAAAGCAGUGAUGCCAGACGGCCAGUUCAAAGACAUCAGCAUGUCUGAUUACAGAGGGAAGUAUGUGGUGUUCUUCUUCUACCCGCUGGACUUCACCUUUGUGUGCCCCACUGAGAUCAUCGCCUUCAGUGACGCUGCCGAGGAGUUCAGGAAGAUCGGCUGUGAGGUCAUUGGUGCCUCUGUUGAUUCCCACUUCUGCCAUCUUGCCUGGACCAACACACCUCGUAAGCAGGGCGGUCUGGGUGCCAUGAAGAUCCCUCUGGUAGCCGACACACUGCGUUCCAUCUCCACGGACUACGGGGUGCUGAAGGAGGACGAGGGCAUCGCCUACAGGGGCCUCUUCAUCAUUGACGACAAGGGCGUCUUGAGGCAGAUCACCAUCAAUGACCUGCCAGUGGGACGCUCCAUUGACGAGACCCUGCGUCUGGUGCAAGCCUUUCAGUUCACUGACAAACACGGAGAAGUCUGUCCUGCCGGCUGGAAACCAGGAAGUGACACAAUCAAGCCCGACGUGCAGAAGAGCAAAGACUUCUUCUCCAAGCAGCAGUAAGACGACGCAUGUCUGAAGCCUGCUGUAGGACAGCUAGAAUUACAGUACAUUUCAAGAGAACAAUGGUGAAGAGCAGUAGCCUACCUCUGUGCCUGGGAACUGUAGAACAACAUCUUCAGCAUCCCCUUAUCUGUCAUGUGUUUGGGUAGAGUGGAAAUUAUUAUGACCAAAGUAUGAAGAUUAUAUUAAAGUAGAGCUUGGAGGUGUUUUACAUUUACAUUUUAGUCAUUUAGCACACGCUCUUAUUUUAGUGUCAUUGAUGUUGGUCUAUUUUAUUCUGCUGUAUCAUUUUUGUAACAUCUGAGGUGGACAUUUGUUUUUGCCUUUAGGCCACAGAGAUAGUCUGUGAAAUGAGGAACAGAAGCUUUACAGGAAAAAACUUGAGGCGAGAACUCAGAUGUUUUUGUUUCUUUAUUUACUACUCAAUGUAAUUUCAUCUUCUAAAUAAAAACUUUUACAAAGCAAA
This is a messenger RNA of Coregonus clupeaformis (lake whitefish), 1181 nucleotides long. RefSeq names its product peroxiredoxin 1 (gene prdx1). Bases 116 to 715 code for a protein of 199 amino acids. Gene Ontology annotation, biological process: cellular response to stress; response to oxidative stress; cell redox homeostasis. Gene Ontology annotation, cellular component: cytosol. The record is from RefSeq and is a predicted model, not a curated record. Gene Ontology annotation, molecular function: thioredoxin peroxidase activity. The transcript is spliced from 6 exons. NCBI's taxonomy places the organism in Eukaryota, Metazoa, Chordata, Actinopteri, Salmoniformes, Salmonidae.